Molecule: messenger RNA, 1914 nt
Organism: Plasmodium knowlesi strain H
Lineage: Eukaryota; Apicomplexa; Aconoidasida; Haemosporida; Plasmodiidae
Product: conserved Plasmodium protein, unknown function
Exons: 1
Coding region: 1-1914 (637 amino acids)
Source: RefSeq, a predicted model, not a curated record
AUGAAACAUGUGCAAAAACACGUGCAAUUCCUCCUGUUGUGCAUUCUUACGCUACUACUUAGCGAAAACAAAAGUGGCGUUAAUAACCUGGGGGUGAUGAAGCGCAGAUCCGACUAUGUCCCACACUUGACGACAAGUGGAGACGAAAAAAGAAGAAGAACCAGAUCCAAGUGCCGAGGGAAAAAUACACUAUUCUUGUACAUUCCCAAAGGAAAUCUGUGGAAAAGAAAUGUGGGAAGUGCAUGUGAAUGGGAAGACAGACUGAGGGGAAGAGAUUUGCACAAAGGUAGCAAAUUCAAACGACUUUUUUUCGAAAGGAACGGAAUAAAUGUCCCACAAGAUGUUGCCAUGUUUGGGAAGAUGAAUAUAUACUAUGUGAGGGAAAGCGUAUACGAUCGGGCCAAAAAUAAUUUAGUGCCAAAUGAGGUGCACUCUGAGAGCAUUGAGGAGUUAGAGCAGGAUGAAACCACUGGGGGGGGAAAGGAAAACGGCACAGUUGAGGGGGGAAAGGAAAACGGCACAGUUGAGGGGGGAAAGGAAAACGGUACAGUUGAGGGGGGAAAUGACGCCUCCUCGGUGGACUUGAAAAAUUCAAUGGAAACAGAUGGGUACAAAAUGGCAAGGACACAAACAGGGCCCCCGGCGAACGGAGAAAACAUUUUCAAAUAUAUCAAUCAGGAACGAGACUACAUUGCUCAUGUGGGAAAUUCUCCGAAGGUAGACGUUUACGAAAGAAGGUACAGAGCGGACGAGCAGAAGAUGCAGCGCAUGUUCGAAAAUAUUAAUGAAGUGAACAUACAGCUGUUGAAGGACAUGAAAAACAUAGACGAGAAGGAAAAGCUCAUAAACAAAAAGGUGAUACAAAAAGUGAGGGAAGAUAUUAAAAGGUUCCAGGAAAAGGAUGAAAUUAUGGACAUUCAUGGGAAUGUUAUGCACCCAUCUUUGGCUUCGUCCACGAGCAGUAGCGGAAAGGGGAAAGGGAAGGAUGACGGAAAACAGAAAAAUGAUCUCCUUGCAGAUAUGGACGAAGAGGAAAAAAACGAAGUUAUCAAAAAACUCUACAUGGUUGAAAAGAAGACCGAUAAAUAUUUAGAAGAAAAUGUCUACUUGGUAAUGCAAACGUGGCUUCCAGACAUGCGAAUUGAUGACACUCUCAUCGUCAUCGACAACGUAGAAAAAUUUUACAACGACUUUGACAUAAAGAAAUAUCAUGAAAAAUUCAACCAAGCAAAGGAUACAAAUUUUGCAUACGAUUUGAAUUCUCACAUAAUUGAAAAUGUUCCAAAUGACAUUAAUGAAGAUCCCCAAGUGGAAUGUGAAAAUGUAAAUUCAUACAACAGUACAUACAAUAAAUUAAAUAGUUAUAACCUGAAGAGGUACACAUAUACAUACACGACGAAUGAUAAUAUGGAUACGAAAUUUACGAAAAAUGAACCGUUACCUCCUGUUGUUAUAAUUAACACAAGAAAAAAUUUCAUGGUCCAAGAAUGGGAAUGCAAAAACUUCAAGAAUAGACAGAAAAGAAACAAAUCUCAGGAAUAUACAAGGAUCCAGAGAGCAUUUCGACCCUUUUCUUAUAUCGACCUUAGUGAUAUAACAUGCAUUUAUAAAAAUAAUUUUCUCCAAUUGAAAAUGAAAAUGUGCCAUCGGAAGUUUAAGGAUGAUGUGUACCCCUUUUUUGUUCCCAUUAAUAAAACCCCAGAUGAACUCCUUGAUUUCCAGGGGUAUAAAAAAAAUGGCGAUUACGCUUGGUCCUUUUUUUGGCACCAUUUUAAAUAUGACCAAGACACCGACUAUGGCUUCCUGAACAGAAACGUAAAAUUAAACUUAACCGAAACGAAAUUUGAAAACGUGAACAAGAAGAAAUCCAAAAAGAUUAUGCGCAAAAUUUUGAAGGAAACCAAAGGGGUAUGA